Molecule: messenger RNA, 993 nt
Organism: Dipodomys ordii (Ord's kangaroo rat)
Lineage: Eukaryota; Metazoa; Chordata; Mammalia; Rodentia; Heteromyidae
Product: kinesin light chain 1
Exons: 6
Coding region: 1-993 (330 amino acids)
Biological process (GO): axo-dendritic transport
Cellular component (GO): kinesin complex; membrane-bounded organelle; cytoplasm
Molecular function (GO): kinesin binding
Source: RefSeq, a predicted model, not a curated record
AUGUAUGACAACAUGUCCACAAUGGUAUAUAUAAAGGAAGACAAGUUGGAGAAGCUUACACAAGAUGAAAUCAUCUCUAAGACGAAGCAAGUCAUUCAGGGGCUGGAAGCUCUGAAGAAUGAGCACAACUCCAUUUUACAGAGUUUGCUGGAGACACUGAAGUGUUUGAAGAAAGAUGAUGAGAGCAACUUGGUGGAGGAGAAAUCCAACAUGAUCCGGAAGUCCCUGGAGAUGCUGGAGCUUGGGCUGAGUGAGGCACAGGUCAUGAUGGCGUUGUCAAAUCACCUGAAUGCUGUUGAGUCAGAGAAGCAGAAAUUGCGUGCUCAGGUUCGUCGUCUGUGCCAGGAGAAUCAGUGGCUGCGGGAUGAACUGGCCAACACGCAGCAGAAGUUACAGAAGAGCGAGCAGUCUGUGGCCCAGCUGGAGGAAGAGAAGAAGCACUUAGAAUUCAUGAACCAGCUAAAGAAAUACGAUGAUGAUAUUUCUCCCUCAGAGGACAAAGAUACUGAUUCUACCAAAGAGCCACUGGAUGAUCUCUUUCCGAAUGAUGAGGAUGACCCAGGCCAAGGAAUUCAGCAGCAGCAUAGCAGUGCUGCUGCCGCCGCCCAGCAAGGAGGCUAUGAGAUUCCUGCGCGGCUGCGCACGCUCCACAACCUGGUGAUCCAGUACGCAUCACAGGGGCGCUACGAAGUGGCUGUGCCACUCUGCAAGCAGGCCCUGGAGGACCUGGAGAAGACUUCGGGCCAUGACCACCCUGACGUGGCCACCAUGCUCAACAUCUUGGCCUUGGUGUACAGGGAUCAGAACAAAUACAAAGAUGCAGCUAAUCUACUGAAUGAUGCUUUGGCUAUCCGUGAAAAAACUUUGGGCAAAGAUCAUCCCGCGGUGGCAGCAACUCUGAACAAUCUUGCUGUGUUAUAUGGUAAACGAGGGAAGUACAAGGAGGCUGAGCCUUUGUGCAAAAGAGCCCUGGAGAUCAGAGAGAAGGUAUGA